AUGAUGAUGCUAGACGAGAAAUAUAUCGGACUAGCUUUAGCUAUCUCGUCAAGUUUAGCCAUCGGCACGAGUUUUGUAAUAACGAAAAAGGGAUUGAUACAAGCAGAAGAAAAGCAUGGCUUCUCCGGCGAAGGUUACAUCUACCUAAGAAACCCCUUAUGGUGGGCUGGAAUGGUAACCAUGAUUACGGGAGAGAUUUGCAACUUCGCCGCAUAUGCCUUUGCUCCAGCCAUUCUAGUGACGCCUCUGGGCGCUCUAUCCGUCCUGAUCGGAGCUGUUCUAGGAUCAUACUUCUUGAAAGAGGAACUAGGAACUUUGGGGAAACUUGGUUGUGCUAUCUGCUUAUUAGGUGCUAUUAUCAUCGUCCUCCAUGCGCCUCCCGACGAGGACAUCCAGACGAUCGACCAAAUCCUUAACUAUGCGAUCAGACCCGGUUUCCUUCUAUAUUGUGCCGUUGUAGCUAUCUUCGCGACCGUCAUGAUCUACAAGAUCGCGCCGCUUCACGGCAAGAAGAACCCGCUGAUCUACCUUUCGAUCUGCUCUACCGUCGGCUCCGUAUCAGUCAUGUCUGUGAAGGCCUUCGGCAUUGCGCUGAAGCUCACCUUCGCAGGCCACAACCAGUUUACCCACGCUUCGACCUACGUCUUCAUGAUCCUUACUGCACUUUGCAUCCUUACUCAGAUGAAUUAUUUCAACAAGGCGCUCAGCCAAUUCAGCACCCAGAUCGUCAACCCUCUUUACUAUGUGACCUUCACUACGGCCACCCUUUGCGCCUCGUUCAUCCUCUUCUCCGGCUUCAACACCACCGACGUGGUCAAUACCCUCUCCUUGCUUAGCGGGUUUCUCAUAACCUUCACCGGCGUCUAUCUUUUGAACUUAUCCCGACGAGACCCCAACGGGACCAAGAUUCUUGCCGGACAAGGCACCGAUGCUGCUGGUACCGACAUGAUAUCGAGUUUGCAGACGCGUCUUAGCAUGCAAGCCCGACGAAGUACCGGCUCGCGGAUAAGCAUAGGAAGUCGGGGACAUUCCGAUAGAGAAGGGCUCAUGCGCGCAUACGAUUUAGAACAGGCAGCAGGCGAUUUCAGCCUCAACGACCUUGCUGAUGAUAGCGACGACGAACCGUCGUCAAGGAGGAACGGUACAGCCGCACGCUCAAAGAAAGGCCACGAGUCGAUCGAACUACAGAACCGGAGAUCGUCCGAGCAAUAA
This is a messenger RNA of Daldinia childiae, 1212 nucleotides long. RefSeq names its product putative magnesium transporter NIPA3. The transcript has 7 exons. Gene Ontology annotation, cellular component: membrane. Gene Ontology annotation, biological process: magnesium ion transport. Gene Ontology annotation, molecular function: magnesium ion transmembrane transporter activity. Bases 1 to 1212 code for a protein of 403 amino acids. The record is from RefSeq and is a predicted model, not a curated record. NCBI's taxonomy places the organism in Eukaryota, Fungi, Ascomycota, Sordariomycetes, Xylariales, Hypoxylaceae.